This is a messenger RNA of Dunckerocampus dactyliophorus (ringed pipefish), 3027 nucleotides long. It is a transcript of the gene gcfc2, whose product is annotated as GC-rich sequence DNA-binding factor 2. Gene Ontology annotation, cellular component: nucleus. NCBI's taxonomy places the organism in Eukaryota, Metazoa, Chordata, Actinopteri, Syngnathiformes, Syngnathidae. Gene Ontology annotation, biological process: mRNA splicing, via spliceosome. The coding region runs from base 246 to 2849 and encodes 867 amino acids. The transcript is spliced from 18 exons. Gene Ontology annotation, molecular function: DNA binding. The record is from RefSeq and is a predicted model, not a curated record.
AUUUAUCUGGUAUCUAGUUACAUACAGUAUCUAAACUAUUAGAAUGGGUUAAGCUACGACAAAGUACUACAGUUUACCGCAUCUGUCCACCUUUAUGGAAAAAUAUUACACUUCCGCAUUUCAACUACAUUACCCAUAAUGCACUGGAAACGUUAACGUCUUCUUUUACGACACUUUACGACGUACGUCACGCAGUAUCUCGAAUUGCUCUUAUUUCCAAAUCCAACACACUCAGCUGCGAAAAUAUGUUCAACAAAAAGCCCAGAAGAAAUUUUCGACAGAGAAAAGGAGACUCUAGCGAAGAGGAUGAAACGCCAGUGGCCAGCGUAGAUGUAGACGGCUCGGACAAGGCAACAGUUGUGGCAAAUAAGCCGUCUAGAGGAGCCCACUCCCGUGGAAUCUCAUGCAGUUCAAAGCGGGAAGCUACCACUUCAAAGGUGGAUGAUGGUGACGGAGAGGACGCUGACACAUCCGAACUGACAGAGAAAGAGGACAAGGGGAAAUACAAAGAUGCCAUUAAGAAGAAAACAAGCACCAUGCUCAGUUUCUCCGACGACAAAGAAUCUCUUGAACCUGAGUUUAAAUUGAAGAAGUCGUCUGAUAAAACUGUGCUGUUCCAAGUAAGAAAAAAGGAAGCUCCACCUGCCAGAACCAUCCAAAGCACUGAGCCAGAGGAAUCUGCCGCUCCCAGGCAAGAACGUGGCAGCCAAGCAUCACCAUACAGUUCUCACCAAAGUGACAGCAAUGAUGAUCACUCUGAGGAGAUUGAAAAUGAAGACGAUGAAGAGGAUGAAGAGGCUGCCAGUUCCUCUUCAUCUAGUUCAAAAUACACCCUCACUGCCAAUAAACCAGUUGUAAUCCCCAACGAGAGGCAGAUCGAAGCAGCCAAGAGGCUGCGACGCACCAAUCGAGCCCAGAAAGAGUUCAUCUCCCUGGCAAGAGACAAAGAUGGGCGGAGCUCUUGUAGUAGCACACCAGAACGCUACCACAAGGAGGAGGUGGUUGAGGAAGAUGAAGAAAGGGUUGAUGACGAUGAAGCAGAUGAUCACGAGAAAAGAAUCGAGUUCGCCCCACAAUUAAAAAGCGUCAGGGAGAGGAUUGCAGAGACACUUGGUGCAAGUGAUGGCAGUUUGUCAGGGACUGAUGAAGAGGAGCAAGAGCUUUGGGAGGAGACCCAAAUUGGCAAGGGAGUCAAGAGACGGCCAGGAGGACUUAGCCCAUCUGGCAGUGAGUCCAGCAGCUACAGCAGCAGUUCCUUUCAGCGUGAUAAACAAAGACAAAAGAAGAAAUCAAUGAGCGUCAAAAAGAUCCCAGAGACACUUCCCUCCAUCACUGUCUCGAUGGUUAAGAGGAGGAUCACUGGGAAACUGGACUCCCUGAAGGAGGUACACAGAGCGCGGCGAGCUGAGCUGACUAGAAUGGAGGGAGAUGUUGACAGUGCUAAAACCUCUCUGGAGAACCUAGAGGAAAGCUCUUCUGAAAAACAACUAAAGUUUUACAGGGACAUGACUCUCUUCACCCACAAUUUGUUAGAGUGUCUACGAGAGAAGGUGGUUGAAAUAAACUCUUUGGAACUGGAGCUGCACACUCUACUUUCUAACCAGAUGGAGGCACUGUGUGCUCAGAGACGACAGAAGAUAAAAGAGCAUGCUCACCACUUGCAGCAGCUCAGCAAAAAUGGAAAUGAGCUGGGAGACGCUACCAAUGGGGCUGAGACUGGCUGUGUGACAGGCAGUGGUGAUAAAGCUGAAGAAGAUUGUGGUAUACCUGCAGACACACAGUCUUCGAGUGAGGAGGAAGAUCAUCUGGAGAAGCAGACAGCUGACAUCCUCCAGAGGUCGCAGGCGGUGUUUGCCGACGUUCACGAUGACUUUCACGAUGUUAAAAGGAUCUUGUCUCGGUUUGAAGAAUGGCGGGCCUUCUAUUCAGAGUCUUACCACAGUGCCUACAUCUCGCUUUGUCUGCCCAAGCUGCUAAACCCCAUCAUAAGACAUCAGCUGCUUGUGUGGAACCCUCUUAAGGAUACCAGCAUGGACUUUGAAAAGCUCCCUUGGUUCACAGCAGUGGAGACCUUUUGUCACGGCCAUGGCCACGAGGAGUUGGAACACUCAGACAGAGAAAUGCUGUGUAAUGUCAUAGAAAGGACUGUUCUACCCAAAAUAACAGCCUUUGUAACGCUGAUGUGGGACCCCAUGUCUCUCCAUCAGUCAGCCUGUCUGACUGAGAUUUGUCACCGACUGAAGGAGGACUAUUCUAUCUUUGAAGGAGAGCAGAGAAAACCAGUUAAGACGCUCACAGAGGCUGUGAUUGGGCGUCUGCGGAGCUGUGUAGAUGAAGACGUCUUCAUUCCGCUGUACCCCAAAAAGCUCCUAGAUGACCGUUUGUCUCCACAGAGUCGCUUUAGAAAUCAACAAUUCUGGAUGGCCAUAAAGCUGCUGGGAAACAUGGGGAAAUGGGAUAUGCUGUUGCCUGAUUCUAUACUGAAGGAGCUUAUAUUGGACAAACUGCUGAGCCGAUACCUGACGGUCACCCUGUGCAGUCAGAUGCCAUCAGAUAGCAAUGUUCAUGCUUGCAAAACGAUCGCUGACAGCCUGCCGCUCAGUUGGUUCAGAGGAGAAAAUGAAUGUUUGCCUCAGCUGCAGUCAUUCAGAAACCACCUCGUUCAGAAGGCUCACAACAUUUGCAAACAACAGCCUGCUGAUGAUCCAAAAACUAGGCUCGCUGUGGUCGAAGUGCUGAAAAUUUUAAGUACAAUUCGAGGCCACGACUCGAUCAUGGCCAUAACAGAAAAAUACCACUAUGAGGAUGUCAUCUAUUCUCAUCAGCUGAUGAAUCACGACACUGAAUGAACAAAUAUGUCACAAGUUUGGCUAAAGGACGGCACACUCUUUUUCCACAAUAUUUUUUAAGGCAAUACAGUAGGCGAAGAGCUGGUCGGAACUACACUAUCAUCUUGUGGUUGUCUUAAGUAAUUUCUUGUGUCUGUACAAGAAAUAACUAUUUUUAUAAAUAAAUAUUUGUAUUUUA